ACAUCUAAAUAUAAUUAACAAAACGGCGCACUUUUAACAAGGAUGAUGUUACGUACAACUGUAACGGCAAGAAAAUCAAAGACUCUCCGAGGCAUCGCGUGAUUUCACGCUUCCGGAAGUUAAAUAGCAUGAGAGAGAGAGAGAGAGAGAACUGUCCGAGGUGCUGACACUAAUUUGGGAAGAUGGAUGAAUCACAAGAGUCCUGUAUCCUCAAUGCCGAAAACUGCAGCAGCAGCAGCAGCAGUGCCCUCAGCAGUAAAACGGGCAACACUCCACAAUGCAACGGUGCUUCAGAGUGCAGGACCCUGCUCCAUCUCCCUGAGUCACACGGUCUCCAGCUACUGAGCGUGCUCAGUUCAUUCAGGGAGCAAGGCCUGCUGUUUGACUUCACCAUUAAGGUCCAGGAACAAAGUUUUCCCUGCCAUCGAUGUGUCCUUGCAGCAUGCAGCGAUUUCUUCAGGGCCAUGUUUGAGGUGGAUAUGCGAGAGCGUGGUGAUGGUUCAGUGACUCUGGGUAACCAGUGUCCAGUGGCAGUGCGUUUAUUCCUGGACUUUGCCUAUUCAGGAGAGAUGCUCAUCACUGAUAGCAAUGUAGACAUGCUGUUUCAGCUUGCUUCUUUUCUGCAGGUCUCAGUCUUGUCCGAAGCGUGCAGCAACUUCGUGAUAAGAGCCAUGGAUCUCAGUAACUGCCUGUCCCUAUUCUCCCUUGCUGAGGCCUACGGCUCUGCAUCCCUCCUCCAAAGUGCCAAUGAGUUUGUGGUUCAGAACUUCGCUGAGCUUUCCAAAACCCAUGACUUCCUGGAUAUGCAGGUGAAUGUGUUGGAAGCAUGCCUGAGGUCAGAUGCUCUAAAUGUGCCCAGUGAGGAGGCUGUGGUGAUGUCUCUUCUUAGAUGGAUACGCCAUGAUCUCUCGGAAAGACAAAAGCUGUUGCCGGGUUUGUUAUCUCUAACCAGAUUCCACCACCUACCUGCACCUGUACUAAAGACUCUGCGUGAUGCAGAUGAUCUCCUCUGCAAUAGUGAGUCCUGCCUCGCCCUGCUCUCUGAAGCUCAGAGCAGGCAGGAUCAGUACAGCGGCCUGCUCUCUGACGCCAGGCCAGCCACCACACAGAGCUACAUCUUCAUCCACAAAACAGAGGAGAAUGGUGAGAUCCGCCACAGCUUCUGCUACCAUCUGGAGACAGACCAGUGGAAAGAGCUGGGAACAGGGCACAGAGAGGGGACGGCCAUGAUGCCAGACCCACCGGGUUCCUACCUUACUAGCUUUGCUGAGAAGAUAUUUGUGACAGGUGGAUGCCGGGGGAACUGUUGCCGGGCUAUACGUCUCCAUGUGGCUGAGCCGUUCCAUGACGCCACAGAUGAGGUUUGGUGCUUCUGUCCUGUGACCCUCACCUGCACGCCGGCUCCAGCCAUGCUGAAGCCCAGAACCACACACACAGCUGUAACCUGCCUGGACCGUAUCUACGUCAUUGGAGGACGGACAAGGGGAUCCAGAGGGGGGGCUCCCAGUCUGCUGGAGGUGGAGUAUUUUAAUCCUCUGACCCAGACCUGGAGCUCAGUCAGCCCACUGCCCACCGCCAUCUACUACCCUGAGGCCAGUGCUUGUGGCAGUGUUAUCUAUACACUGGGGUCAGAAGUGGAGAUAACAGAUUCCUUUAACCCUUCACUGGACUGCUUCUUCAGCUAUGACGCACAGCAGGACCAGUGGAGCCGCCUGGUGGCAGAGUUUGGACAAUUCUUCCAUGCUACCCUGGUCAAGGCAGUGUCAAUAGAUAACACACUGCACAUCUGUGACCUGUCCACUUACAAGAUCUACAGUUUUUGUCCAGAGACCUGCGUGUGGAAGGGUCAAGGGUCCUUUGAAUGUGCUGGUUUCAACGCAGGAGCAGUGGGUAUGAAAGACAAAAUCUACAUCCUGGGUGGAGACUAUUCACCUGAUGAGAUCACUGAUGAAGUUCAGGUGUACCACAGUGGGAGAAGUCAAUGGGAGGAAGUGGCUCCCAUGCCCAGAGCGCUCACUGAGUUCCACUGUCAGCUCAUCAGCUUCAACAGAUACAAAGACCCAUGGGGGGACACAGCAGAUACACACUCUUGAAUAGUCGAUUUGCAUGUGUGUUACAUGUGUCUGAUGGAUGCUGGACAGCUGACAGAGGGAAAGACAACUUUCCACCAACACCACAUCUUUCUCACAUCAUUAAAACAAGACUGCACCUGA
Gymnodraco acuticeps is the source of this 2213-nucleotide messenger RNA. RefSeq names its product kelch repeat and BTB (POZ) domain containing 3 (gene kbtbd3). Gene Ontology annotation, molecular function: protein binding. Lineage: Eukaryota; Metazoa; Chordata; Actinopteri; Perciformes; Bathydraconidae. The record is from RefSeq and is a predicted model, not a curated record.